UGCUAGCCCAAAAAGGUACUACUGAAAGCUAGCGCGCUCCUCGGGCUUCAAGUUGCCGGCAGUUGAGUCUGGGGUUGAUCUUCUAACCAUUGGAAAUGGGUCUUUCGGAUGUUCCGACAGCAGAAAGACAUAGACGGUGGCAUAUCCCCGCGCUGGUCUAAGAAGACAUAUAAACUCUAGCUUAAUCAUGAGAGCUUAAUACCUACUCUGAACCAACAGUCGCCUCACUCCUAUUUAAUCCUUUAUUGUCCUUCCUCAUUAACAGAUCCCUCUCGCCUCGGCUGUUCGGCAUAAUACAAUGCCGAGUUCGACCCUAGCCACUGACGUAUUAAUCGUAGGAGGCGGCAACGCUGGCUUCAGCGCAGCAAUCUCCGCUGCCGAAUGUGGCGCCCGCCAAGUCUUACUUAUCGAUGCCGCUCCAGAACACUGGGCCGGCGGUAACUCCUAUUUUACAGCGGGAGCGUUCAGGACUGUUCACGAUGGUCUGGAUGAUCUCCUCCCUAUCGUGAACAAUGUCCCGGACGAGAAGCGCGACAAGAUCGACGUGAAGCCGUACACAGAGGCUGACUUUGCGGGAGAUAUUAAGCGCAUCUGUCUUGAUCGGGCUGAUCCCGAACUGGCAGGCAUUCUCGUCCGUGAGUCUAAUCAAACCGUUAAGUGGCUGGCGAAGCACGGUGUACGCUUCCAAUUAUCCUUCAACCGGCAGGCGUAUGAAGUCGACGGGCGCAUAAAGUUCUGGGGCGGACUCGCACUGAAGACAGAGGAUGGUGGCAAAGGCCUGAUUGAAGACCAUCGCCGAGCCGCUGCCAGACUUGGGGUUCAGAUUGAAUUCUCGACUGCAGCCAAGAGUCUAAUGAUAGACCCUGAUUCGAAUCAUGUCAACGGAGUGAUAGCGCAGGGUCCUGAGGGUAAUGUGCAGGAGAUUCGUGCUGGUGCUGUAAUUCUGGCGGCUGGGGGAUUCGAAGCCAACCCCCGACUAAGAGCACAGUACCUUGGACCUACCUGGGACUUCGCCAAAGUGCGCGGGACACCUUUCAACAAUGGCGCUUGUUUAGACAUGGCCAUUCAGCAAGCCGGAGCAAAACAAGCUGGCAACUGGUCCGGCUGCCACUCAGUCGCCUGGGACGCCAAUGCCCCAGCAAACAGUGGUGACCGAGUCAUCUCCAAUGAGUUCACCAAAUCGGGAUACCCUCUCGGUCUGAUGCUGAACAGGGACGGUAAUAGGUUUGUCGACGAGGGUGUUGAUCUGCGCAACUACACUUACGCCAUCUUUGGCAAAGCCAUCCUUGCGCAACCAGGCCACUUCGCAUUCCAAGUCUGGGAUUCUCAAACGAUAUCCUGGCUUCGACCCGAAGAAUACCGCGACGAAGUCGUAGAGAAGAUCAAAGCUGACACUAUCGAAGAGCUAGCCCAAAAGCUAGCAGAUCAUGGCCUAGUCAACACAUCCCAGUUUGUCGAUACGAUAACAACGUACAACGAAGCAGCAGCGGCAUUCCGGCGAGAAAAUCCCGACAAGAUCUGGGACCCAAGUGUCAAAGACUCGCUUUCCACGCAGUCCUCUCAGAAACGCCUACCAUUAGCCAAGUCGAAUUGGGCUUUGCCCUUGAACCAAGGCCCGUAUCUAGCUGUCAAGGUUACAUGCGGCGUCACAUUUACCUUUGGUGGCUUAGCAGUUGAUCCUGAGACAUCUGCCGUUAUUUCCUCGUUUACUAAUCAACCCAUUCCGGGGUUGUAUACUGCUGGCGAGAUGCUGGGUGGUAUAUUCUAUGAUAAUUAUCCGGGGGGAAGUGGCUUGACCUCUGGAGCUGUAUUUGGCCGUCGCGCUGGCCGUGCUGCGGCUACGGCGGUAACAGCAAGCCGAACGUCAAUCUGAGUGCCCGGUUGGAUUAGCAUAGAAACAACAUCAUACUAAAUACGAUACUACUUCAUCACAUUGAAAGUUUA
This is a messenger RNA of Xylaria bambusicola, 1944 nucleotides long. Its product is annotated as FAD binding domain-containing protein. The record is from RefSeq and is a predicted model, not a curated record. Bases 299 to 1873 code for a protein of 524 amino acids. NCBI's taxonomy places the organism in Eukaryota, Fungi, Ascomycota, Sordariomycetes, Xylariales, Xylariaceae. The transcript has a single exon.